Tuber melanosporum (Perigord truffle) is the source of this 738-nucleotide messenger RNA. RefSeq names its product 40S ribosomal protein S22. The transcript is spliced from 4 exons. Lineage: Eukaryota; Fungi; Ascomycota; Pezizomycetes; Pezizales; Tuberaceae. Gene Ontology annotation, biological process: translation. Gene Ontology annotation, molecular function: structural constituent of ribosome. Bases 64 to 456 code for a protein of 130 amino acids. The record is from RefSeq and is a predicted model, not a curated record. Gene Ontology annotation, cellular component: cytosolic small ribosomal subunit; ribosome.
CACCAACCGACCGACCGACGCCAGCUUAUUUUCAUCUUCACCCCCGAGACAGCACAAUUCAAUAUGGUUAAGACUUCAGUCCUCAAUGAUUGCUUGAACGCUAUCAACAACGCCGAGAAGGCUGGAAAGAGGCAGGUCCUUAUUAGGCCUUCCUCCAAAGUCAUUGUCAAGUUCUUGAGCGUUAUGCAAAAGCACGAAUACAUUGGCGAGUUCGAGGAGGUUGACGACCACCGUUCCGGAAAGAUAGUUAUCCAGCUCAAGGGACGUAUCAACAAAACUGGAUGUAUCUCUCCUAGAUACAAUGUCAAACUCGGCGACCUCGAGAAGUGGGUUGUCAAGCUUCUCCCUUCCCGUCAGUUCGGUUUCAUUGUCUUGACCACCUCUGCCGGUAUCAUGGACCACGAGGAGGCUAGGAGAAAGCACGUCGCCGGAAAGGUCAUUGGAUUCUUCUACUAGAUACCUGCUGGAAAUGGGGGGGGGGGUCUCAGGGAUGUCUUAAAUGUAGUGGAUAAAAAAAAAAUCGCUUGGAUCGACUAAGAAGUUUUUGUCCUUUCCUUAUCUUUUUUUAUUCCAGGGUAUGGUAAGGGAUCUAAAUUUCAUAUCAAUGGAUUUUUGCCUUUCAGGAUGGUUCGGGUUGGCGUUUUGGCUGUUGGUACUUUUCAAAUUAGGAUCUAAACCCCUGACGGCCGUUACCGCCGUGUUCGUACCCCAUGAUCAUGGAAAAAUUGUAGUCCAAUG